Messenger RNA from Solea solea (common sole), 1318 nucleotides. Its product is annotated as gamma-interferon-inducible lysosomal thiol reductase-like. The record is from RefSeq and is a predicted model, not a curated record. Gene Ontology annotation, cellular component: lysosome. The transcript has 7 exons. The coding region runs from base 435 to 1208 and encodes 257 amino acids. Gene Ontology annotation, molecular function: oxidoreductase activity, acting on a sulfur group of donors, disulfide as acceptor. NCBI's taxonomy places the organism in Eukaryota, Metazoa, Chordata, Actinopteri, Pleuronectiformes, Soleidae.
CAGACAUUUGGAAGGGCAGAUGCGAAAUUAAACAGGUGGAGCAGGUGCCACUCGUAAGCAUAAGGCAGGCAUGUCCAAAGUGUGACCUGAAGCCAAAAGCAGCCCGGCCCUAGGGACUGAAUUUUAUAUGGACCUCCACACAUUAUUGUUUAAUUAAUUUCUAUCACAUCUAUAUACACAUAUGGCAGCCGGUCGGGCACUUCCUCAUGUUUUUACCACUCUAACGCGUACUUCUGUGUGCGUCUUGUGACUAGAGAGUGAACAUUUUUGUCCAUUAGGGUAUGCCACUGGUGGGAAUUGUCCGAGGAUCCCUGAAGGCAGCAGCAUUGAUUCAAAGCUGAAUUUAAUUAUCUGGUGAUGAGGCAGAGGAUAAACUCUAGUCUUCUCUCUCUGUGCUCAGUGUUGUUUGAACGCUCUCCUGUUUUCAGACAGAUAUGAAGUUGUCAGUGCUUCUGCCUGUGUUUUUAUUCCUCUGCAUUGACAGCAGAGGUUCUGGGAUGUCUCACCCCAAACCUGCCUGCCGUUAUCCUCCAUCUCAGUGGUGUCGAUCACUGGAGAUAGCGAUUGAGUGUAAGGUUCAGAAGCAGUGUAUGGAGGUGAAUGCUACCAGACCAAAGCAAGACGUCCCUCCUGUAUCUUUGACUCUGUACUAUGAGAGUUUGUGUCCAGCCUGCAGAGUCUUCAUCACACAGCAGCUGUUCCCCACCUGGACGAUGCUGCAGGACAUCAUGUCGGUCACUCUGGUGCCCUAUGGAAACGCUAAGGAGAUUCCAUCAGGAAAUUCUCCUUUCACUUGUCAACAUGGAGAACCAGAAUGCAGAGGAAACAUAAUUGAGGCCUGUAUCAUCCAUUUAACAAGACACUCGGCGCUUCACAUCAUCUACUGCAUGGAGUCGGCAGCAAAUGUCCUCAGUGCUGCACAGUCUUGCCUCCAGCUUUACGCUCCCGCCGUCUCCUGGUCAAGUGUAGACUCCUGUGUGACAAACGGACUGGGAGACCGGCUGAUGCACGCCAAUGCUGCCAUGACCCGAGCUCUGAAACCACCUCACACCCACGUCCCCUGGGUCACUUUCAACGGGGAAUACACAGAGGAGAAUGAGGACAUGGCGAUGUCGUCCCUUUUCCACUUGAUCUGUCAACUUUACAAGGGGGUGAAGCCUCCGGCCUGUAAUGGAGCCCGGGUCAGACUAGAUCGAAGUUUCUGCUGAACACAACCGUAAAACCUCUGUACACUUACCGCCUGCAAGAGAACAGCAGAUUAUAUUACAUAUACAGGACAAUAUACCAAAUAACACCAUUAAAAACAUGUUCAGUUUUA